AUGAGUAUCAAUCUGAAGGAUGUUUCCGGCUCAAAAAUCUCGAAGAACAACGGUGACUGUGCGGCAUGUGGUCGUAGCACUCUCAAAUCUUCGUUAAUAAAAUCUUCGGAUCGAUCACAAAGCUGUGAAAAAUUGAGACGAGAGCAGGAUACGUUUUGGAUACAAUGUGAUCAUUGCGAUUGUUGGUAUCAUGGAAGAUGUGUUAAUGUUGAAGAAUACGAGAGUGCACUCAUCGAAAAAUAUCACUGUGAACGAUGUGCGAUCACACAAGGGCCCACGAUCAGUUACUAUGAUUCAUUUAUUGAUGGUUUUGAAUUUUUAGUGAAAAAGGCUUUGCUGGAUCAUCGAUACGCUUUCGACGAUAUUAGUCAGCAGAAUGAGCCCACACAAAUCGGAACAAAGCGUUUCAUUGACGAGUUCAAGAAGACUUCUGAGCAAAUUCCGAUUGCAUUAAGUGAAUUUGUGCAGCCACCAAAGCUCGUCGCUGACCUCAGUUGGGUGCAUAAAUUUUGGCCGCAAAAUAAAAAGGAUUCAACGCCAGUAUCGGCGAUGAUAACCAGUCGUACUGUUUUCAAUGAGCAUUUACGUGCCAAACCUGAAGUGGAGCUGUUUUGUUUGGUUGGAAUGAAAGAUUCGUAUACGGAUUUUCAUAUUGAUUUUGGUGGGUCGUCGGUUUGGUAUCACGUUUUUAAAGGGAGGAAAGUGUUCUACGUGGUGGCACCGCUGGAGAGGAAUCUACAAGCGUUCAGUAACUAUCAGAAUAUGGCGAACCGAACAGAAGUGUUUUUUGGUGAUCUGAUCGCACCCGGGCAACUGUUUAAGGUGAUCAUAAACGAAGGUGAGACACUAAUGAUACCAUCUGGUUGGAUUCACGCAGUGUGGACGCCAUGUGACUCACUUGUUUUCGGAGGAAAUUUUUUGCAUUCGUUGAACAUUGAAAUGCAAUUGAGGAUCUAUGAAAUGGAAACAUCAUUGGAAACUGAAGACCGUUUCAUGUUUCCUUCGUUUGAAUUAGUCAAUUGGUAUGCUGCAGUUAGUAUUCUAAGUAAAUUCAAAGAGGCAAAUCUACAUGGCACAAUUAUUGAUGGAUGGUUAUUGACAGGAACAAAAGCUUUGCUUGUUUCGUUAAAGCGUUGGAUUUCGAGAGAUGAGGUAAAAAAUUGA
Molecule: messenger RNA, 1164 nt
Organism: Anisakis simplex (herring worm)
Lineage: Eukaryota; Metazoa; Nematoda; Chromadorea; Rhabditida; Anisakidae
Source: the annotation of a GenBank genome assembly